UAACCGGAUUAAACCAGGCAAUAUAAUUAUUAGAUUUAACGGUACGUGUGCACCUCUUAGAUGGAUAUAACUGAAACACGUAUCACAUUCUUAACAUAGGGGUCUUUUCUCAAAAUGGCCGAUGGAGCUGCAGGAAACGGAAGUGACGACUGUCCGGAUGACAAUACAGAACGCAUUGCAAAAGCGGUGUGCGAAAUGCUGCAACCAAAGCUUGAUUAUCUAAGCAAUAGAUUGGACGUUCUGUCCUAUGAUAGGGACAAUUUAAUGAAGCAAAUACAAGAUAAAGAAGGAGAGAUUGAAAGAAAAAAAAGAGAGCUCCUACAAGUUAAGGCAGAAAGGGAAAAAAUAGAGUCUUCCAAAGAGAUGGCAUUGAGAAAAAAGGAAAGGAGGAUAGAAGAAUUGGAAAAUGAAUUGAAGGCAUUGAGAGGAGAAUUGAGUGAAAUUCAAACCAAAUUACAGCUCAAGGAAAAUCAACUGGUAGCUGAAAGAAGAAAAAGAGAAAAGGAGGAUGAUCUUGCAACUAAGAUAAACAAAGCAAAACAAGAAAUGCAAGAAAAAUUGCGCCAAACUGAAGAAUUUAAGAUAAAAUUGGAGGAGUUAAAGAAUAAAAAAUGAUUGUAUAAAAGUACAAAAUGUACAUGAAAUUCAAAAUAAUUAUUUACGAAAAUCAUUUUUACUUAAAUGUUCAUUGUAAAAAAAAAGUGGUUUUGAUUCAUAUUUUGAUUUCAAUUUUAUUACGAUCUAAUGAUUGCAUAAUGAAAAACUGCUAAGAAAUUGAAUCAAAUAACUAUUGUAUCUGAAAAAUGUUAUAUUAUUAAACGCGGUACUACCUGUCUCAUUCAAGAUAGCAUAAAAUACCUCGAAAAAGAAUUGGAAUCUGCAACCAAUGCAAAAGUAGACGCACACAAGCAACUGAACAGAGCAAAGGUGGCAUAUCAACAAAGGAAAAGUAAAAUAAAUAUUGAAGAAUACAAGAGAAAGAACCUGAAAUGACUGUAUGUUAUUUCGCAAGGAUAAUGAACAAUCGGUGUCCUUCAUUAAUUUUUAACUUAUAAAGAUUUUGACAGGUUAUUUAACCUCAAGUAUUUAAGUUUGUAGACAAUGUUACUCUUUCCGUAAGGAGAUGUUUAUAUUUGAAACAACCUAAAUCAAAUAAAAAGGUCUUCAUAACAAAUUUAUAAUACUGCACCAAUUGUUUCCUUUUAACAGAAAAUAAUUUAUAAUUUCGCAUCAGGCAGGUUUAUUGAUAAAGAUAAACGUUACUAUUAUCCAAUUUAAAUAUAUGUUACAAAACAGUGCAUUUUGUUAAAUUAACACAAUAUGACUUUGUAUGUAAAAAAUGCAGUGUAUGAUCUAUAUAGUUUAUAAAUGUAUUACAUGUAAUUAAUUAUCUUUCUACAAACGAUUCUGUAAUUAAUACUGUGAUUGAUUCACUGAAACCUUUGCUUGAAAUAAAGA
Ruditapes philippinarum (Manila clam) is the source of this 1458-nucleotide messenger RNA. RefSeq names its product chaperone protein ClpB-like. The record is from RefSeq and is a predicted model, not a curated record. The transcript is spliced from 4 exons. Bases 115 to 615 code for a protein of 166 amino acids. Lineage: Eukaryota; Metazoa; Mollusca; Bivalvia; Venerida; Veneridae.